Messenger RNA from Drosophila melanogaster (fruit fly), 1317 nucleotides. RefSeq lists its product as uncharacterized. Lineage: Eukaryota; Metazoa; Arthropoda; Insecta; Diptera; Drosophilidae. The coding region runs from base 183 to 1262 and encodes 359 amino acids. The transcript is spliced from 5 exons. The record is from RefSeq and is marked reviewed. Gene Ontology annotation, cellular component: membrane; plasma membrane.
CUAGUUCAAAUGAACAAGUUCUCGUAGAAUUCAGUCUUUAUUCUAAUCUUCAGUGUUUUGUUUUUUUUUUUAGUCGAAAACCAGUGUCAGCAAGUUGAAGGCGAGAGUAGUUUGGAGGUCGAGGCCUUGGAUAUUUGUGUGUGGCUAGGGUGGCACAUGUGCAAUAAGGAGGCGGAGGAGACAUGGCCUCCGCGGAGCAAAGAACCGAAGUGGACGCCCUUAUGAUGGGGCCGAUCUCGAAACUAAGCAUGCUGCUCACUGUGGUGUCCAUUCUGUGGCGCUUCGUCUCGAUUUGCAUCAACUGGAGCCUGGCGUACGUGUACUGGAUGGAGGAGUCCUACGGAUACUGCGCCUGGACCAUUGGCUCCAUUCUGGUGCCCAUGGUGGUCACAUCGGUCAUAUAUAUACAUACCUUGAAGAGCGCUCAUGCCGGCGAAAAACGCAUCCUGGAGCGAGGGGUGUACUCAAAUGCUGUGAUCUCAUAUCUCUUCCGCGAUGUCUAUGUCCUAAACUAUGCGUUCAAAUACUCGUUGGCCAAGGAGCGGGAUGACAAGCAGGCGGAGAUCGAAUAUUACCAAAAACUCAUGACGGAGGAGUGCAAUGUUAGUUUCGUUCGUCUAUUCGACUCGUUUUUGGAAUCAGCACCGCAGAAAAUACUACAGCUGGCAAUUCUUUUGCAAUCGACAUUGGAGUUCACAUACUACCGCCACAUCGCCCUGAUCGUCUACUUCGGCAACAUAGCGUGGUGCAUCCAGGCGUACAAUCACUCCAAUCGCCUGGCCCAACUGGACAAACAUGAUAUUGCGGCGAAGGGACGAUUUCUGCAAUUUCUCUUCCUGCUCUGCCUCACUGUUAUUCGCUUUUAUUUCGUAGUUUCGAGAACGCUUUGCAUCGCGUAUGUGGCCAGUAUUUUUCCCAUCGAAACGCUGAUCAUCUGCGCGACACUGGCUUGCUUUUACGGCACCAUUGUGUUCUUUGUGGACUCGCCAAUGAUCGCAAAAUCCCGCCCCAUGAACUAUUCGUACUGCCUGUGCUUUGGCGUUGUCUAUCUAUUUAUUUUUACGCCCGUCAAGGAUGCACCAACCAAAUAUAAGUACGCCUUCUAUCUCACAUUCUGUUUGUUGCAAAAUAUCAUCGCCUGCGCUUUGUACAUUCCCUUGUAUCUUGCCACAGCCAUCAUUGCCUUGUAUAUUGUCGGAAUUGUUCUGUUAAUAAUCUACUACACGUACUGCCAUCCAAAUACUGUGCGUACUUAUUUUUAAAAUUCUAGCAUAAUUAGUAGCAUUUUGUAUAUUUGCAAUAAACGUUGUUAUGCCC